UGUAGCCCCUCAAGUGUCAUUUUCUCACAUAUACUUCACACAAAAGAAACAACCAUUCACUUCAUACCUUGUCAUUUCUUCUCUCUCUCUCCUUUUCUCUAUCUGAAAUCUCUCAACUACUCCUCUCAAAUUGAUAUUCCAUCCCAUAGAAAACCCAGAAAAUCUUAUCUGAAAAAUUUCUAAAACCCUUUUGCCAAAUCAUCCUCAACCUCCACCCACUUCAUCAUUCUUGAUCCUUGACAAAUAUACUCUCUCCUAUUUGCCUUAUUUUUGGAACAUAAACAACGGUAACAAAGACAAGGAGAUAAAGAGACCUACAAACUUGUUUGGUUGCUCAAAUGGAACUAUUUCCAGCACAAUUGGAUUUAUCUCUCCAAAUCAGGCCACCAAACAGCAAACCCACAACAGCAUGGAGAAGAACAGAAGAAGAGAUGGAUUUGGGAUUCUGGAAGAGAGCUUUGGACUCCAGAAACACUACGUCUUCAAUGGAAAAACCUGAUACCUAUUUUGAGCUUUCACUAUCAAAUCCAAGGGUUUCUGAGUCUAAAUCCAACCAUUUUGACCUACACCAAAACACUAGCAGUUACAAUGACAACAAUCUUUUCCGUUCCUUCCAAAAAAACCAGUACCAACACCAACUCCAUCAUCACCACCACAAUCCCGUCUUCCAUCAGCAGCAGCAGCAGCAAGGGCAAAGCCAAGAGCUUGGUUUCUUGAGACCCAUCAGAGGGAUUCCUAUAUACCAAAACCCUCCCCCUCCCCUUUCAUUCUCUCAACAACAUUUGGAUAGUACUGGUUCUCAAAAUUCUUCUUUGGUAACGAAUAACUCGAGCUCUUCAAAUUUUAGUCCCUAUAAGUCUCCAGGUUUGAUGAGAUCAAGAUUGAUGUCCAGAUUUCCGGCUAAACGCAGCAUGAGAGCACCGAGGAUGCGGUGGACUUCUACCCUUCAUGCUCGCUUUGUUCAUGCUGUUGAGCUGUUGGGUGGCCACGAAAGGGCUACACCCAAGUCAGUUCUUGAGCUCAUGGAUGUGAAAGAUCUCACCUUGGCGCAUGUUAAAUCUCAUUUACAGAUGUAUCGGACAGUGAAGACAACGGAUCAAGCAGCAGCUUCAUCAGGACAAUCAGACGUAAUUGAUAAUGUAUCAUCUGGAGAUACUUCUGAAGAUUUGAUGUUUGACAUUCAAAACUCAAGGCCUGAAAUGCAACAAGGAAGACCAAGUGGUCACCAGGAAAAUAAGAACUUUCAUGGCUUCUGGAGCAAUAAUUCAUCAAGCAGGGAAGCAGCUUGUUUGCAUGUGAAAUCAAAGGAUUCUGGUGAAAACUUACCAUGUCCUGAGCCGAAGGACAUGGAUCCAAAGUGCUUAAGCCAUGAAAGAAUAUCAGAUGUAAGCUCAUCAACGCUUUCUUGGACGAACCCCAAGAAGCCUAAUUUGGAGUUCACCUUGGGCAGGCCACAUUGAUGAGUUAACCAACCCACUGUGUACUAUCAUUUUGAAAUCAUUAUAUCUCUCAUGGGGACUGGUGAAGAGAAUCAGGUACCCAGCUGAGAAAAUCUGAGAAUAAAAGAAAAGGAAAAGAAAAAGAGAGAAAAAGGAAAGAAAAGAAAAAGAGAGCUAAAGAAAGACAUGGAGACAAGAUAGACAGAAAGCAACAAAAGGAAAGACGAAAAAGCAUGUCUUUCCUGUGAAGCUGUGAGAUCCAAAUUAACAUAUUAUAUUCCUACGUAAAUAUGAAGCCUGAUUGAUUUUGUAUGUUGUGCACUCUUAAGUGAGAAAGCAAAUUCCUGAAAGGCAAAAAGCGAGAAGGGCAAAGAAAGGGAUUUAGAUAGACAGAUAGAGAGAGAGAGGUGAUCCAAUUGGUUAUUGUAAUGGAGCACUUUACCUUCACAAGAAUAUUUUGUUAUUUUUACCAAAA
Manihot esculenta (cassava) is the source of this 1914-nucleotide messenger RNA. RefSeq names its product probable transcription factor KAN2. NCBI's taxonomy places the organism in Eukaryota, Viridiplantae, Streptophyta, Magnoliopsida, Malpighiales, Euphorbiaceae. The coding region runs from base 339 to 1460 and encodes 373 amino acids. Gene Ontology annotation, biological process: abaxial cell fate specification; regulation of DNA-templated transcription. Gene Ontology annotation, molecular function: transcription cis-regulatory region binding. Gene Ontology annotation, cellular component: nucleus. The record is from RefSeq and is a predicted model, not a curated record. The transcript is spliced from 6 exons.